AAUUGUUCUUGAUCCAUGGCUGAUUUUAGCUCAUUUAUCCUUCCUCAAGAUAUUUCUCGGCUCAUGAUCACUGGUUCCACUGCUAUUGUUGUGCAUACAGGAAGUUUGGAUAUUUGGAGUCUGAUGUCUCCACCACUGCUGGUUACCGAAGAGGAAGGGCAGAGCAACACCUCAACAGUAGCAUCUGCAUCUUCACAGUCCUUGGACUGUUUCUCCCAAAAUGAGGCUGGAUUGAAAGAACGCAAUUACCUUGCAUUGUCAGAUUGCUCGUCAGUGGACAGUUCUACUGUUCCGAGCUUGUCUGAUGAGAAAAAGGAGAACCUGAAUUUGAAGGCUACUGAGUUGAGGCUGGGCCUUCCUGGAUCCCAGUCACCUGAAAGGGAUACAGAUCUUUUCUUGUUGAGCUUAGCAAAAAUGGAUGAGAAACCACUGUUCCCUUUGCUUCCUACAAAAGAUGGAAUCUGCUCAUUGUCCCAGAAAACUGUGGUUUCAGGCAACAAAAGAGGUUUUGCCGACACAAUGGAUGGGUUACAUGAGGGGAAGUUUCCUGGUAAUUCAGGGAUAAACAUAAUGCUAUCUCCUAGACCUGGAGCUCAGCCAACUACAAUGAAUGAAAUACCUAGCAAGGUGUUAGAAGAACGGUCUUGUGCAGCAAAUGGAACUGGCCAUAACUAUACAGGAGCUUCUAUCAGUGGUAGUGCACCAGCUUCUAAGGCACAAGUUGUUGGUUGGCCUCCGAUAAGGUCAUUUAGGAAAAACUCAUUGGUCACCACUUCAAAGAAUAAUGAUGAAGUAGAUGGAAAACCAGGUCCAGGUGCGCUCUUUGUCAAGGUCAGCAUGGAUGGUGCUCCCUAUCUUAGGAAGGUAGACCUACGAAAUUACACAACCUACCAGGACCUGUCUUCUGCCCUUGAGAAGAUGUUCAGCUGUUUUACCCUAGGUCAAUGUGGUUCCCAUGGACCGGGAAGAGAAAUGUUGAGUGAGAGCAAGCUGAAAGACCUGCUGCAUGGUUCAGAAUAUGUACUCACUUAUGAAGAUAAAGAUGGUGAUUGGAUGCUUGUAGGAGAUGUACCAUGGAAUAUGUUCAUUGACACAUGCAAAAGGCUGAAAAUCAUGAAGGGUUCUGAUGCCAUUGGCUUAGCGCCCAGGGCCAUGGAAAAAUCCAAGAGCAGGAGCUAGAUGGUAGUGGGACUGUUGUCUUGACAACGUUUUGUUUACUACCACAAAGUUGCCCUGAAUAGUGUCUUGGUCUUUGUGUUACAUUUGUUAUUACUUUAUUACCUUAUGAAGCUACCUUGAAGAUUGGUAUUUGUGGAGUCUGUAAUCUUUGUAGGAACCUGUUUGUUUGGUGGAGUUGAAGGCCGUUACAAUCAGCAUAUUGUUCUUAGUGAUUUGUUAUCCCUUAGUUUCCCCCUCUUUUAGCCCUUGAAAAGCAUUUUUUUUUCAUGCACUC
Messenger RNA from Gastrolobium bilobum, 1453 nucleotides. RefSeq names its product auxin-responsive protein IAA9-like. Gene Ontology annotation, cellular component: nucleus. The coding region runs from base 16 to 1179 and encodes 387 amino acids. The record is from RefSeq and is a predicted model, not a curated record. NCBI's taxonomy places the organism in Eukaryota, Viridiplantae, Streptophyta, Magnoliopsida, Fabales, Fabaceae. Gene Ontology annotation, biological process: regulation of DNA-templated transcription. The transcript has 7 exons. Gene Ontology annotation, molecular function: protein binding.